ACCUGCGCUGCCGAUGGUGCGUGUAAUCCUCUACAAAAUGACUACCUGCGUGACUGUUCGUCGAUGUUGCAACGUGUUGGUGUUACAUGUACGCAAACCUGCAAGGACAGCUACCACAAGUUGUUGGGCAAUGCGAUAGGAAGAGAUUUCUAUCAAUGCAACUGCGGUACGGGUGCUUUGAGUGCUACCUGCCAGUCGUUCACCAACAACCUUUUGAGCAAUUGCUUCGGAGGUGUUGCGCCAACACCUCCACCCGUCGUGUCUGGCUCUGCCUCUACUGUCGUUGUUCAGUCUUGCAGCUCUGUUACAUCAUCGUGUGGAUACAACCCAACAUGCAAACCGCGUUACAUGAAUUACAUCCAGUCUUGCUCGACUGCUUUACUCGGUGUCCGCUGUUCUUCGCAGUGUAACCAGUCUUUCUAUGAGUUGCUGCGCCAUCCGGUUGGAAGUCAGUUUUUAGGCUGCUCGUGCGGAGAUGCUUCAGAUUGUAGCGCCAGUUUGGCGAACUUCUAUGGCACUUGCUAUAACGGAAGUAUCCCGGUAGCACCACCGACAGUCGUUAUCCCUACUUCUAACCCACCCGGUACUUGCGAGGCUUUUCAGGAAAAGUGUUAUACAUAUAACUACGGAACGUGUGGAUUGUAUUUUUUGAGGCUCAAUGGAUUAUGCAACGAAACGUGCAGAGCAGAUUGUGUUAAUGAAAUGCAGAAUCUGCUGUUGACCAUUCCGUAUGCAAGAGAAAUCCUGACGUGCAGCUGUAAAAAUGCCACCAAUUCGAUAUGUCGUGACAUUUUGGCAUACCAAAGAGAAUUUCUAGACUGCCUUGAAAUCACCUUGCCUCCUGCUGUUGUCACAUCUACACCUACACAAUUUCCAAGAGAUUCCUGUGAAGGUCUCCACCAAGUAUGUAUCCAACAACUUGGCGCACAAUGUGCGAGCUUGCAACAACAAGUGUUCGAAGGAAACUGCAGCUAUUUGAAUGCUCAAGGUGCUGCUAACUUGUCACUGCCAUGUACUGAUGACUGUCAAUCGAGCCUGCAAACAUUGGCAGCAAGUUCGCAUGGCACCGUCCUGACUUGCUCCUGUGCAGACAGUGGAUCAAGUGUCUGUCUGAAUGUGACGAAACAACGCGCUGUCUUCAACCAUUGUGGCGUGACACCAGCUCCUCCUGUUGCUACCAGCUCACCUACAAGUAAUACUAACACUCUACCUACUAAGGGCAGCCCUGGAGGAAGUGCAAAAGUGGCGGAACAUGUGCUAUCCGUUAUUGUCUCUGUUGUUAUUGGUCACGUUCUGCUGAUGCUGUAAACCGAGUCUUUUAUUGAAACAUUAUUUGGUAGAUGAGUUUUCUUGCAAACUACUUGGUAACUUGUUCGUGGACUGCCUGUUCUAAUUAGCUGUCAUUUGCAAAUUCAAAUUUAUUAGCUGUU
Molecule: messenger RNA, 1430 nt
Organism: Corticium candelabrum
Lineage: Eukaryota; Metazoa; Porifera; Homoscleromorpha; Homosclerophorida; Plakinidae
Exons: 1
Coding region: 64-1308 (414 amino acids)
Source: RefSeq, a predicted model, not a curated record